ACGCUGAGCCGCGUCUCUGCCCGUGGCUCGUGCGUCGUCGUCGUACUCCGUCACCGUACACGCGCGACACGUUACAUUUGUCGGCCGCGAGAUAACGAGAUAAUACUGCACGCGCACACACACACACACACACACACACACACACACACACACACGCGCUCACACAUAUAAUAUUAUAUCGGCGAGAUAACUGCCGUCGGUGGUGUGCUGCUGGCGGUGGCCGCGGUGGUGGUGCAGUAUACGCGGAAACGGCACAGUCGUUGCCGUCCGUCGCGGUGCACUACGUAGCGCCGCGCGAAGGUACACGCAUACUGUAAAAUAUACAUCGCGCACACACGCGCCCGCGCGCGCUCGCACGGUUACACGGCACACACAUUUCGUGCGUCGCGUUUCUCCUCCGUCUACACAGUACGAUCGUUGCAGUCAGUCGUCGUCCGACGUGUGUGCGGCGUGUUCCGUCCGGAGCAACAUUUAAUGCCCGUGUACAAUAAAUAAUAAUAUAUUAUAUUUUUUUUAAGAACAUAACCGACAAGACAUGAUAUUAUAUUGUACAAUACAAUAUCCAUAAUAUUGUAUUAAAGUACAUUUUUAUUUUUUUUUCGUCGUUCGUCGAACGCGUGUGCGAACCCAUGGCGAACUGAACUCGCCGGCGAUUUUGUGUUCCCCCCCGUUUCGUGUACCGGUCUGUCCGGUUAACCGCUGUCCCGGUGCCAGAGAAUUUAGACGAAAUAUUAUUAUUAUGAUAGUGUGGUAAACGGCGGUGCGCGAGUGUUGCUGUUACCGCUGGUGUUGCCUGUUGUUAUUGUUGCUGUGCAACGUGCGACGUAUACGCGCGACCGACGACAUGAAGAAGUUCACGUUCAAAGGUGUUUUGGACGGCAUACGGUCCUCGGUGGCGCCCCAGAUCAAACCCGAUCAGGAUAUCGUCGAGACGCUCCGGCCCGAAUACUUCCAAGUGGCCAAGACGUUUCGUCAUGGUUUUCCGUACCAGCCGACUGCUCUUGCAUUUGACCCCAUACAACGAUUGUUGGCCAUUGGUACUAAAAAUGGAUCUUUGCGAAUAAUUGGAAGGCCUGGAGUGGAUGCACAAGUUAGACAUGAAUUAGAGGCGGCCGUUGUUCAGGUGGAGUUUUUGAUGAACGAAGGAGCGUUAAUCACGGUAACCGCUGACGAUAGUUUACACCUGUGGAAUUUCAGACAAAAAAGAGCUGACGUUGUUCACAGUUUAAAAUUUCAACGAGAAAGAAUCACAGUUAUACACCUUCCACUCCGUAGCAAGUGGCUGUACGUGGGUUCCGAAAGGGGAAAUGUACAUUUCGUUAACGUCGAGACGUUUACCCUUUCUGGCUACAUAAUAAACUGGAAUAAAGCUAUUGAAGUGACCAGACCUACCCAUCCAGGACCCAUCGUGCACCUUAGCGAUAAUCCUGCAGAUUCCAGCAAGUUACUUAUUGGCUUCGAGACUGGCCUAAUGGUAUUGUGGGACCUGAAGACAAAGAAACCCGAAUGCCGCUGGCAAUGGGGUGAUUCGCUCAAGUCUAUAGAUUGGCAUUUUGAAGGGAAACAGUUUACGUGCAGUCACAAUGAUGGCAGUCUAACUACGUGGAAUGUCAAACCGUCUUCAAAACCAGCAAAUAUAAUUUAUCCUCAUGCAAAAAAUAAAACUGAUUCAUGCAAGCCAAUUCAAAAAGUUGAAUGGAAAUCAUCAAAAUCUGGCGAAUCGUAUUUGAUAUUUUCCGGAGGGUUGACCGCCGAUACUGCUGGCCGCGUGCCCAGCAUAACGAUCAUGCACGGAAAAACGACUACCGUUCUUGAAAUGGACCACAACAUCGUCGACUUCGUUACGCUGUGCGAAAGUCCUUACAACAGCGAUGUUCAAGAACCGUACGCCGUAGCGGUGCUCAUGCAAAACGACCUGGUGCUGAUCGAUCUCCUUAGUUCGGGAUACCCGUGUUUCGAGAACCCACAUCCGAUGGACAUUCACGAGUCACCCGUUUCAUGCGUCCAUUACAUAGCUGAUUGUCCAUCGGACCUGAUACCGGCAUUCUAUUCGGUAGGCUCGAGAUCCGCAUCCAAACGGACAGGCUACAGCGAGAAUAAGUGGCCCAUUGCUGGCGGAGAGUGGAGCCCAACAUCCUGCAGCUACAACGAGAUUAUUCUCACCGGACACACGGACGGUAGCGUUCGGUUUUGGGAUGCAAGUGCGGGCAGUCUACAAAUAUUGUACAAACUAAAAACUGCCAAAGUGUUCGAAAAGGCGAGGUCAAAAUCACCAGAAGGUGGUGAUGAAGAUCAAUUUUCUGUGCAAUUGUUGUCAUUCUGUCCGGAGAGCAGAAAAUUAGCCGUUGCCGGCAUUUCGUCUUACGUCGUGCUAUUCAAAUUCCGCAAACUUGAGUCCACGUUCGAAACUACGACGCUCGAGAUACCGAUAUACUCGGAGAGUCUGGACGAGGCCACCGAGAGCUCACCGGAAGAAGCGCCAUCGAAACCGUCAGGCGCAUCCGACGAUAGUUCUGCGCUAGUUAAGGUCCGGGCCGGGCCUCAAAAGAAACCACCCGGCUUCCAGGCAUGUCUGGCGUGCGUCACGCCUUCCACCAACGGCGAACCACCCGGUCAGAUUACCGCCCUCACAGUUAAUUCAUCGUAUGGACUGCUCGCCUACGGUUUGGAUAAUGGUAUUGUGAUAGUAGACUUUAUACAAAAAUGUGUUCUCCUAAAUAUCAGCACUGCCGACAUGUACGGCAGUGCGGACCCGUACCAAAGAGCUCCCAGGUCGCCGAAACGAACAACCGCUUUGAGCGAGACCAGCGACGGCGAACGAUGCCGAUCCCCCAGUAUCGAUCAGGGCCUCGAAGACGAAGCCGAGGAACUAGAAGAACUCAGCAAACUGGCCCUGAGCCCGGUGGGCGUGUACUCGACCCAGAUAUCACCGAAUCCCGUCAACUCGGAUUGGCCGGACGACACGACCGAGCGGGCGGAAGAGGCGCUCGUCCUGAUACCGACGGCCGCGCCGGAACCCGAGGAACCGGAAGAACCGCCCCCGCAGCAGCCGACGCCGCCGACGGUCGCAACGUCAUCGGAACCGGCCACCCCAGCGCCGAUCAAGGGGAACGGACGUCGGACCAGCCACUCGUGGCGAGGCCUGAAGAAACAGCUGAGUCGCGUCGAUCUGAGACUGAAGAACACGUUCAUCGCGACGCCAGCCAAGAGCAAGACGUCCACGUUCUACGGCAGCGGUGGCGGUGAACAACCACCGGAAACCGACGAAGUCGGAAACGUCGGCGUCGUCUCCGCGACCGCCACCACUGCUGCCGCCGGUCUGCCUCAAAUCAUAACCGAAACCGAUGGCCAAGAGCAGCGGCCGGACGGCGGUAGCGCGCAGUCGGCGGCCGGUGACCAGUCGGCCGCCUCGGCUGCGGCCACCAGGCCAACGGAACUCAAGCUGUUCGACCGCGACGGCAAGCCGAUUAAACCGCCGCGGUCGACCAAAGACCACCGUAAACGGACGUCUCUGGACAAGCAGAGCAACCUGACCACGGGGUCGUCGCGGGACGCCCGACUCUUGUCCGUGCCCAACAUCAAGUACAGCCAAAGGGACCUGAGACAUAACCGAUCGAACAACCAAGCGUUCAUCAACCUCAUUAAACGACUAAAUAAGUUGGACAGCUCGUUCUCUAGAUCACGGAGUUCUAGUAUGUCGAGCUUAGACAACAUCACCACGGAGUCGAUACAGUGUUUGACGUUUGGAGAUUCGUACACGAAGAAAUCCGAUCCGUCUAACUUCCCGACCCUCUGGAUAGGCACCAGCGUGGGGUCGGUGCUCACAAUAAUGAUCAAUCUACCACCUCCCGGAGAGCCUAGGACCACGCAGCCCGUAACCGUCGCCCCUUGUGGUACGAUGUUCAGACUGAAAGGCGGAGUGCUUACCAUGUCGUUCCUGGACUGCAACGGUGCAUUAAUACCUUACGCGUACGAAGCGUGGAGAGACGAGGGCCGAGACAAACAAAAAACGCCAACCAAAAACUCGAGCGGACUGAACCGCAUGUCACCUGCGCUAACGGGUAGCUCGGAAAGCGUGUCCAGCAAUCCCGGCGGUGGCGGUGGCGGCGUCGGCGGUUCAAGUGUCCCACAGAUCCAGCAGCAGUCGCAGGUGUCGUGCGACCGGCAGUUCGUGACCAUCGUUAGUGAGAAACAGGUCAGGGUGGUGGCCCUGCCGUCACAGAACUGCGUCUCCAAACAUGUGAUAUCCGACGCCGACUUCAUAGUCAAAUCCGAAGUAAUAUCCAUGAAAGAUAGUGUAUGCCUGGCAUGUUACAUAUCCAACGGCCACAUAAACAUCUAUAGUCUGCCGAGUCUCAAGGUGCUGGUGGACGUCGACUUCCUGGCACUAUCUGAUCUGAGUUUUCAGACCCAGAAACAGGGCAUAGUUGACCCAAUGUUAUCCAUAUGGGGCCAACAGAUGUUUGUCAAUGAAGACACUGACCAAAUUGCCAAGACGUUUUGCUUCAGUAAUCGGGGACAUGGAUUGUUUUUGAACACGCCUUCUGAGGUGCAGAGAUUUUCUGUUUCCACCGAAUUCUGCCAAAGUCUACCAGAAAUGAUGGGCGAACUUUUCCAACCACACGAGAUGCCCGAACCGCCUAAGCAAAGUUUCUUUAUAGGACUCUUUGGAGGUGGAUCUAGAUCCCUUGACCGCGAAGAACUAUUCGGUGAGUCUGCCAGCGGUAAAGCACCGAAACUCGUAGCAAAACUUGUACCCGGUCCGUCAGCCCAACUGGACGCACUGGGCAACCGAGCGAGCACGGCGGCCAGCGAAAUAUCGAGAGCCCAUCUAUUGGCUGUGGAACGUGGCGAAAAGCUCAGUAACCUAGAGGAUCGCACCGCCAGAAUGAUGAAUGAAGCCGAACAGUUUUCCUCCAAUGCCCGAGAGUUAAUGAUGAAGAACAAGGACAAACGAUGGUAUCAACUGUAAACCCAUCGAUUUUAUUUUGUCUCUCUCUUCGUUAGUAUAUAUAUAUAUAUAUAUAUAUAUAUAUAUAUAUAUACACAAUC
Molecule: messenger RNA, 5052 nt
Organism: Melanaphis sacchari
Lineage: Eukaryota; Metazoa; Arthropoda; Insecta; Hemiptera; Aphididae
Gene: Tomosyn
Product: syntaxin-binding protein 5
Exons: 22
Coding region: 845-4972 (1375 amino acids)
Biological process (GO): regulation of protein secretion; regulation of exocytosis
Cellular component (GO): SNARE complex; plasma membrane; cytoplasm
Molecular function (GO): GTPase activator activity; myosin II binding; syntaxin binding
Source: RefSeq, a predicted model, not a curated record